AUGCUCAUCGAGGUUAUCAAACGUACUCUCGCGCAGCUCAACGCAGCAAAACAUGUUAACCCAGAAGCACAAAACGAAACCCCACUUUGGGCUCACUGGAGGAUGGCUCACCUUCUGGAUCACGGCGGAGUCGUCGUCACAGAGGACUUCUUAGCCGUCCAUGACCUUGUCGGGCCAACCAAGACGAAAACCUUGUCGACCGUUACAGCUAUCUACGAUGUCGGCUGCUUUCUCGGCUCCAUUCUAGCUUUCAUCGUGUCCGAACGGCUCGGUCGGAAGAAGUCCAUUCUUCUGGGAACAACCAUAAUGGCAGUCGGCACUAUCCUUCAAGCCAGUUCUUACAGCUUGGCGCAGAUGUUCGUCGGCCGAGUGAUCCUGGGUAUCGGCAACGGAAUCAACACCUCUACAGCGCCGGUAUGGCAAACCGAAACUGCCACCGUCAAAUGGCGAGGAAAGCUGGUCAUCCUGGAAAUGGCACUCAAUGUCUCUGGCUUUGCCCUCGUCAAUUGGAUCAAUUACGGGCUUUCUUUCAAAGGUGGUGCGCUCGCAUGGAGGCUGCCUAUCGCACUCCAAUUUUUCUUCAUCUUCGUCCUCUACGCAACUGUACCAUGGCUUCCUGAGUCUCCAAGAUGGCUUCUCUCGCACGGGCACAGUGAGCAAGCCCUCGAUGUAAUCUCCCGCAUCGAGGCCAAGCCAGCCGAUGAUCCGUAUAUCAUCACGCAGUACAACGAGAUCGAAUACAGUAUUAACUACGAGCGCGAAAAUGCCGUCUCCUGGACUGAUUUAUUACUACGCCGCCAAAAGACAAAUGACACUAAGACGCUGCGGCGGAUCCUUCUCGGUGCGGGAACUCAGGCUCUACAGCAAUUCCAGGGGAUCAACAUCAUGUCGUACUACCUCCCUCUAGUGCUCAUCAACUCAGUCGGCUUGUCAAAUAGCAUGUCGCGGCUCCUCAGUGCCUGCAACGCGACAUCCUACUUUGUGUUCGCCUGUGUAGCAGUCAUCAUGGUUGAACGUUUCGGUCGAAGGGGCCUAAUGCUGAUGUCGACCUUUGGCCAGUUUGCGUGUUUCCUAAUCAUCACUAUUCUCCUUCGAUUUGCGGAGAACGACCCAAAGUACGGUACUGCUUCAGUGGCAUUCUUCUUUCUAUAUUACAUUGCUUUUGGAAUCGGCAUGCUGGGUGUUCCGUGGUUGUACCCAACAGAGAUCAAUUCUCUUCCUAUGCGGACAAAGGGUGCGGCUGUCUCGUCUGCGACGAACUGGAUCACGAAUUUUGUCAUUGUCGAAAUCACACCUAUCGGGAUACAGAACAUCGGGUGGAAAUUCUGGAUCGUGUGGACAAUCACCAACGCGCUUUCUCUUCCGAUUAUAUACUACCUGUACCCGGAGACCGCAAACCGAACUCUGGAGGACCUCGACGCAUACUACCGUUCAAAUCCCCCACUGAUUGUAACGGGAGACCCGGAUGCAAUCUCAACCGGCCGGCCAUUGAAGUAUAUCCAGCACGAGGAUGAGGAACUACAGCGACAGAUGAAGCAAAGGCAAGCGACGGGGGACGAGAUCAAGAUUGGCUCGGCUACUGUGCAGCAUGUGGGAUGA
Aspergillus pseudoviridinutans is the source of this 1599-nucleotide messenger RNA. Its product is annotated as putative MFS sugar transporte. Gene Ontology annotation, biological process: carbohydrate transport; transmembrane transport. The transcript is spliced from 7 exons. Gene Ontology annotation, molecular function: carbohydrate:proton symporter activity. NCBI's taxonomy places the organism in Eukaryota, Fungi, Ascomycota, Eurotiomycetes, Eurotiales, Aspergillaceae. The record is from RefSeq and is a predicted model, not a curated record. Gene Ontology annotation, cellular component: membrane. Bases 1 to 1599 code for a protein of 532 amino acids.